This is a messenger RNA of Drosophila teissieri, 2739 nucleotides long. RefSeq names its product major facilitator superfamily domain-containing protein 1. Gene Ontology annotation, cellular component: membrane; lysosome. The transcript has 7 exons. The record is from RefSeq and is a predicted model, not a curated record. Gene Ontology annotation, molecular function: transmembrane transporter activity. The coding region runs from base 482 to 1972 and encodes 496 amino acids. Gene Ontology annotation, biological process: transmembrane transport. NCBI's taxonomy places the organism in Eukaryota, Metazoa, Arthropoda, Insecta, Diptera, Drosophilidae.
GUAAAACCUUAAAUCAGGUGUCAACUGAAUGUUAUGCGCAUGCAAGCGCUUAAUUGAUUACCCAUAAACCGUUAGUCAACCAACGGACAACAGGAUCUUUCAUGUUUACCUAGCAAGCACACACAAGCGCACACACCCAUCCGUGACAUUUACCAGCAUUAGUAUGCGUAUGUGUGUGUAUUGACCGAAAUACCCCCCAUUUCAACCUUUCCAUUUUCCAUCAUCUCUGUGUGCGGGAAUAAUCAAUACUGCACACAUACUGAGGCAACAGCAGCAGCAACAACAACAACACGGCAUAAUGGUGUGGUCUAGUGAUAAGCAGCAACAGUAGGGCCACAGCCCGCCCCCAUCCCCCGCCUACCGCUCACCGGCAAACGAGCAGGAAUUCCGGCAAACAGGAGCAGCCACAAAUAGCAAUUACCAUCGCACAACUCAAAUUUCCCGUCACUCCUCCAUCAUUCUGACAACGAAGGUGGCAAUAAUGUCACGCGAGGAGCGCAAACCCAUCGUUAGUUCAUCGAGCAGCAGCACCUUCAGCAGCGGCGAUGACGAAGUGCAUCCUGUGGUGCGACGGCGCAGCACCCGGGACACGGAGCUCGCUGCCCACCAGAAGGAUGCCGGUUGCUGUGAUCCGACGAGCACGCCACAUCGAUUCCUGGCCCUGCUCUUUAUGUGCCUCAUGGGUUUUGGUUCCUAUUUUUGCUACGAUAAUCCCGGCGCUUUGCAGGACGUUUUCCAAAAGGAACUGCAACUCAGCUCCACCGAGUUUACGCUGAUUUACUCCAUCUACUCGUGGCCAAAUAUCGUGCUUUGCUUUGUGGGCGGCUUUCUUAUCGACCGGGUGUUUGGCAUCCGCCUGGGCACCAUUAUCUACAUGCUGAUCGUGCUCGUCGGCCAGCUGAUCUUCGCCACCGGCGGAGUCCUGGGCCACUUCUGGUUGAUGAUCGUGGGACGCUUUGUGUUCGGCAUCGGGGCUGAGUCGCUGGCUGUGGCCCAAAACAGCUAUGCGGUGCUUUGGUUCAAGGGCAAGGAGAUAAACAUGGUCUUUGGACUGCAGUUGUCGGUGGCCCGCUUCGGCAGUACCGUCAACUUUUGGAUUAUGCAACCUUUGUAUGGAUACGUCUCGAAAUCCUAUUCUGGCUACAAGGGACUGGGCGUGGCCCUGUUCCUGGCUUCCUCCACGUGCGUUAUGUCCCUGAUUUGCACCCUGAUUCUAGGUUGGAUGGAUAAGCGCGCGGAGAGAAUCCUUAAGCGGAAUAAUAAUCCUGGUGGAGAACUGGCCAAAUUGAGCGAUAUAGUCACCUUCAAGUUGGACUUCUGGAUGGUGUCUGUGGUCUGUGUGGCCUACUACGUUGCCAUCUUUCCCUUCGUGGCUCUAGGCCAGGCCUUCUUCGUGAGCAAAUUCCACAUGACUCCGGAUGAGGCGAACACGGUCAACUCGAUUGUCUACCUGAUCUCUGCCAUUGCAUCGCCUCUGUUUGGAUUUGUGAUUGACAAGGUCGGAAGGAAUGUGACCUGGGUGUUUUGUGCCACUAUCUCCACGCUGCUAGGCCACUUCCUGCUGACCUUUACCCACUUGGAUCCGUACAUCGGAAUGAGCAUAAUGGGACUGUCCUAUUCCAUGUUGGCUGCCAGCCUCUGGCCUCUGGUUUCCUUGAUUGUGCCCGAGUAUCAGCUGGGCACUGCAUAUGGCUUCUGUCAGUCUGUGCAGAAUCUGGGACUAGCGGUGGUGACUAUUGUAGCGGGCAUUAUUGUGGACAGCAGCGGUGGCAGUCACUUCUGGUUGCAGAUUUUCUUCAUGGCCUUCCUGCUGGUCUCCCUGCUGGCCACCUGUGCGAUUUGGGCCUACAACCGCAAGCAUCAGGGUAAUUUGAACAUGUCACCUGCUCAGCGGGCCACAUACCACACAUCGAUCGCGAUGCAGUGCCCCCAAGUGAACAGACGGCCUUUAUUGGGCAACUAUGUGCAAUAGAUCGAUUAUCUGUUACUAACCAAUUACCAAUUGUGAUGCUAAUGCCAUCUCUCUACCCUUGACUUGUUAUGCAACUUGGAGCACAUUCUGCUAACCGCACAAUCGACGUGGUCAUUCGAUCUGUUUAACUCCUAGCCAACAUUCUAUGAUACAUAUCAAACUUUAAACUAUUGUUAUAUUUAUUUUUUGUUGUGUGUGAUAUUAAAUAAAUUUAUGUAAAUGUACAUUAACCAAAUUAAAUAACGAAACCGAUGCGUUUUGGGUGAAAGACGGUGUGUGAGAAAGAUGCAGUAUUUGAUCUUGAUUCCAUUUUAUUUCCUUGCAAAUAUCUUUUUGAAGAAUAAAUGAUUUGUAUUUGUACAAAAUAAAUAAAAUAAAUUAACUAAAGCAUAAACAGAAAUUCAAAGAAUUUGGUGUGGUUUCCGUCUCGUUGCAUUUCCACAUGAAUUUAACAAAAAUAGUAUAAAAAUUUCUAUGAUGCAUAGACUAGAGAAAACAAAAUACAAUUUCAAAUCUUGAAAACUGAUAUUCAGCACAAGUCACAAAAGAAUUAUAAAAUAAUAAUAAAGACAUAGAUGAAUUAAUACAUUUCUUUUUCCGUUUUGAGAAUUAUUUGGUUGGGAGAAACAAAGUUUGCGUAAGGAUGAGAAACAAAUUUCAAACUAAAAAUGUGUCAUUCUCUAUUGAGUUACUAAAAAUGCAUUCCAUUUCAUUUGGGCCAUUAAAGUUAGGGCCGCUUUCGAGGCUUUUCAUUUAGCUGCAUUUUG